AUGGCAAAUUUUGGUAUCUUGGCCGGGAGGCGUGCAAUUUGGUUUGGUCAGUGGACACAUGCACAUGAUGUUCCUGUAGGCGAGGAUAUAAUCUAUGCCUUCCACGAUCUCAUCAGCCUUCCUCGCCUCAAGGAUAUCCAACAUUUGCCUGUCGGACGUUGUCUACAGCAGCAGGGAAUAAAAACAUCGUUAACUGGGGGCUACACUGUCAAGUAUUGCGGUGAUCUGACCGUAGUUCAGCAAGCACAGGUCGCCCAUCGGAUAUUUGAUAACAUUGAAGAGGCGCAAGAAACUGUGGUGCAAUGGUUAGGCUGUGCGGCAUUUACUCAGGCGCUCAGCAUUAUGUUAGCAUACAACAAGCGCAGCAUAUUGGAGGCGGAUCCAGACUACCCCAGAGAUGGAAACACGGACGCGCAGGAAGAAUUCAUUCUCGACGCCGCAUGGACGACCCUUUUGAAGCAGACCGGCAGAAGCACAGACGUGAUCCCCACGGACGUUGACCUGGAAUGUCUGUCGGUCUUAGAACAGCACCUGUUCGAGAAGUCGGCUCAGUCGGGCUCUGCAGGAAACUAUCAGUGGGACAUGGAUGGUGGAAACCAUCAACAUGGUUGGGACACAUAUGCUGGGCUUCCAUCCCACUUGAACCACGAGGAUCACAAUGAAGGAGAUUCUGAUUGUGAUGAAAAAUGA
Molecule: messenger RNA, 690 nt
Organism: Suillus subalutaceus
Lineage: Eukaryota; Fungi; Basidiomycota; Agaricomycetes; Boletales; Suillaceae
Exons: 4
Coding region: 1-690 (229 amino acids)
Source: RefSeq, a predicted model, not a curated record